CCUGUCCGAGAUCCCAUCCGGUAGUCGAGCGCACCCACGAGGCCACGACCAAGCACACGCACCCACGCAGGCACGCAGCAAUGGGCGUCGUCUCGGCGGUGGCGGACGCGGUGGUCGUCCUCUUCUCCCUCACCAUCGUGGUGGCGGCCCCGCUGAUCGACGGGCAGUCCCUCCUCCCGCACACCCUCUACCCGGCGCCGCUGCGGGACCUCAAGCGCUGGUACGCCGCCGAGUUCGGCGACUACCUCAUGGCCCAGCCGCCGGCCUUCCUCCGCGGCCUCUUCUGGCUCGAGCUCGCCUUCCUCUGGCCACUCGCCGUCGCCACCCUCUACGGCGUCCUCGCCAGGCGCCGCUGGGCCGCCACCACCUCCCUCAUGGCCGGCGUCACCACCCUCACCUCCAUGUCCGCGAUACUUGGUGAACUGCUGGGCUCAGGAAGAGCAACACCGAAGCUGCUUCAGGUGUAUGGUCCGUACAUUGUGUUUGCAGUGAUUGCAAUUCUGCGUGGCCUCUGCUCUUGUUCGGCGCCUUCCACCGCUGCAUCCAAUGCUCAAAAGACAAGGAAGAAGAGGGUCUAGAUCAAACAUGCUUUUCUGAUAUUUCAGGAGCCAUGUUAUAAAAAUUCAAGUGACACUUGAUGUAAGAUGAUUUGUUAUGAGAAAUUUUGUUGAACAUUCGUUCCAUCCGGCAUAUACAUAUCAUUCGACCAGGAAAAGACCAACAAGUGGAAUGUAGUGUCCUUGCUGUCAGAGUAGAAUUUAUUCACAGUUUGAAAGGAUUAUUAUACUGAAGUAGUACAUCCGUUCUAAGAGAGAUACUUAUGUAAUCAAAGCUCUACAACUUUGACAGUUGAUAUGGCAUAUUGAUUGUUGGAAAAUAAUACUGUAGCAUUACGUCAGUCAUUGAAUUAUUUAUAA
Messenger RNA from Lolium perenne, 917 nucleotides. RefSeq lists its product as uncharacterized. NCBI's taxonomy places the organism in Eukaryota, Viridiplantae, Streptophyta, Magnoliopsida, Poales, Poaceae. The record is from RefSeq and is a predicted model, not a curated record. Gene Ontology annotation, cellular component: endoplasmic reticulum.